AUGCAUGCACGAUUCACUGAUUUCUUCGAGCAAAUGUUCAUGCAUGCAUGCAUGCACUGCGAUGGACACGUCACCCGCAGCCUCGACGAGUGCACGCAUCGUGCGCACGCAUCGUCGGGCAACGGCUGUGCGUACAGCGCUCGCUGCGCGCACACGCUCCCUCCGCACUCAUUGAUUCAUUCUCUUUCGUGUUUUUCACGCGACAACGUGCGUGCGCUACUGUACAGGAACGUGCGCAAGAGCGUUCCGGUACACCCCGGAGCACUUGGUGCACCCAUGGGUAACCGACCCUCCACGGAGCGACGGCUGGCGGGUGAUGCAACUCGGCAACCGCCACCGCCGCCACCGCCUGGCAGGUCUGUGAAUGCACGCAACGGGCCGACUUCAUCGACGUCGACCACGUCAGUACCGUGGAUGCCGCAACAAGCUCCAGGCCCUGCAUCUGAGUCUCCGCCAACCUUUACAAUGGCGGCAGGCACGCGACACAUAUACGCACCGAGUCUGCCGAUACGGCCGCUGACCGAAGUACCCUACUAUCCGUACCUGCGGUAUCGGGUUGUUGUCGAAGACGAGUACGGUUCGUUGCUCGUAGUGACACGGGAGGGUCUUCGUCGUCAACGGGAUGCCAUUCGAGUUGCUUGUGAAACGGAAGCAGAUCCUUACGCACUCAUCGCGCUGGCCACGUGGCAGCAACGCAAAGCACGCGUGAGUCCAGUGGAGCUCGACCAGGUUUGUCCGCCGCAGCGCUUCGCAUCGCUGGAGGCCAACGACGCCCACACUGUCGAGACUACAGCUGCGCAGACUUGA
Cyanidioschyzon merolae strain 10D is the source of this 807-nucleotide messenger RNA. RefSeq lists its product as hypothetical. The transcript has a single exon. The coding region runs from base 1 to 807 and encodes 268 amino acids. The record is from RefSeq and is a predicted model, not a curated record. Lineage: Eukaryota; Rhodophyta; Bangiophyceae; Cyanidiales; Cyanidiaceae.